Messenger RNA from Leishmania braziliensis MHOM/BR/75/M2904, 642 nucleotides. RefSeq lists its product as hypothetical. Bases 1 to 642 code for a protein of 213 amino acids. The record is from RefSeq and is a predicted model, not a curated record. The transcript has a single exon. Lineage: Eukaryota; Euglenozoa; Kinetoplastea; Trypanosomatida; Trypanosomatidae.
AUGUCUGGCAUCAUUCACAAGGAGAGCCUGCCUGGGCAGAGUCUCAUCAAGCGGCGGCGCGUCGACACCCAAGCGACGACGGAGACCCACAAAAAAGGCGAGAACGGAGAUGACUCUGAGAGACUCGUCGACGAUGUCUCGAAAAGUGCGACAGGCGAGAACGACGUCAUCAACAGCACUGAGGUCCAGUCUGGCUCAUUCAGCUCCGCGGCUAAGUCGUCUGCGAAAGCUGUGCAAGCGCGCAGCAGCAGCAGCAGCAGCAGCAGUGACGACGAGGACGACGACAAUGACCAGAUUGAGCGUGAAAACGCACGCCUGGCGAAACUGCGCGAGCAACGCAGUCUUCGUCAACAGGAGCAACCGAAAACGACUGGAGCUGCUGCAGUUCCCUCCGACCAGUUGUCCGCUAAUAUGUCAGGCGGUGUCGACGCCAUGUCUUCUCCCUCGGCAUCGAAGGCGCAGGAAGGCGCGGUGCACACUAACAGCUACGAUCAUGAUGUACUCUUCCGCAAUGCGGCGUGGCGCAAUCCGUCCAAGGCGACCACUGCAGAGGAAAAGCGGAAGCAAAAGUGGGACUCAGUGCUGAACCGCACUCAGGACUCGGUGGCCUUUGGACACUUUAUGAAGAACUUCUUCAAAUGA